GGAACGCGCUCUGUGAUUGGUUGAACCACUUCCUGUUUCCUGUCGUCCAUACAUACACGUGAAGGUCAGCAAUAGAGCCAUAAGGCAUUCAUAAUUUGAAAAAUAUUGCUCUUUCGAACACUUUUUAGCAAAAUAUGAACGGCCAGGGAGCGACCGCCGACCCUCAGCUUCAGCAAUUCAUCGAAAUCGAGUCUCAAAAACAACGAUUUCAACAGCUGGUGCAUCAAAUGACUGAGGUUUGCUGGGAGAAAUGUAUGGAUAAACCCGGACCAAAGAUGGACUCAAGGACAGAUACGUGCUUUGUAUACUGCGUGGAGCGAUUUAUUGACACCAGCCAGUUCAUCCUAAACAGGCUGGAACAGACUCAGAAGAGCAAGGGUCCAUUCUCUGAGACCAUAUCAGACUAAAAACUGUCACUGAAAGGACUGACAAGACACAUGCACACAGCCCCUCCUCCAAGAUGAAGCUGUUUUGUCCUGACACAGUAGUCUGUAAAGAAGUGUCCCUUCAACUGGAAAACAACAUUGUUCCUUUUGAUACAAGUGCCUCAAAUUAACACGAUUUAUGGAUGCAGAAGUCGAGGGCGUCCUCCAGAGUGUGAUAUGAGUGUUGCAAAAUGCCUAGAUUGUGGUUUGUUACUAGCAAUGACCUCCAUGUUUGUUUGUCAAGUAACUACUGGUCAAACUGAGCUUGAAUGUGUUAAUAUCCACUGCUGUUAACUAGUGGGUGAAGUUUAGGGGACUGCAGAAAGAUGGACACAUCUGGGACAUUCAGCUUCAGGCAGCUGUUUUUGACAGCCACAAGUACUUCACCACACACGCUGAAAUUUAAGAGUACUAACCGAUUUCUUAACUGAAGAGAAGAGGCGUGAGGUUCUGGACUGUACAUAUGCAAUAAACAAUGCCAAAUAAUUCUGUCUCUUUUGGAAAAGUGUAGUCAAGUCACAUUGUAGUUUUGUUUUAAUCAUCAAACACACAAAAAUGUUACAGUUACAUCAGGUAUGUUACAGCUUGGCACAUUUUGGGAAUUAUUCCACACAGGGAAAAAACAUUCUUUGGUGCAGUUUGUAAAUAUGCGAUAUGUCUUAUAUGAUAUUACUGAGUUAUUACUCAAACUUGAUUGAAAUACAUUCAGGCAAAUAUUUUUUUUGCCUUCACACUGGUCACAAAUCGUACAUUUGUACAAUAUAUGCUGGAGUUAAAAGUGCAAACCUACAAAUAAGGUUAUUGUUUUCAGUAACAAGGCAUAAUCUGUCAUAUGCAGACUAAUAUUACACCAAUUAUUUUUUGUAACUUAAUAUAGGCCUACUGUAAAAAAAAAAAAAUGUAAACAGCAGUGCAACAAACAUUCACAAUGAUAAAUUAUACUUCAGAUUUUUUAACUAAAGAGGUCAAUGUACUACAAUGUUGCAACUAAAAAUGUAAAUGUAAUAUUAAAUUAACAUGCUUACUUUAGGCAUCUUUGUUCAUCCAGUGCUGCAUUGUGUAAGACUCAAAAGUCAGAUUUAUUAAACUAACGUUGUACACACA
This is a messenger RNA of Perca flavescens (yellow perch), 1529 nucleotides long. RefSeq names its product translocase of inner mitochondrial membrane 8 homolog A (yeast) (gene timm8a). The coding region runs from base 135 to 407 and encodes 90 amino acids. The record is from RefSeq and is a predicted model, not a curated record. NCBI's taxonomy places the organism in Eukaryota, Metazoa, Chordata, Actinopteri, Perciformes, Percidae. The transcript is spliced from 2 exons.